Closterium sp. Naga37s-1 is the source of this 480-nucleotide messenger RNA. Lineage: Eukaryota; Viridiplantae; Streptophyta; Zygnematophyceae; Desmidiales; Closteriaceae. The record is from the annotation of a GenBank genome assembly.
AUGGAGUCCCGCCGCCUUCGUUUCGAUGCGGAGGGCCGCCCGAUCGAGUUCAGUACCUGGCAGCGCCAGGCCACGCGCUACCUCACUAGUCAGCGUCAGGACGGCGCCACCCUGUGGGCCCACGCUUCUGGUGCCCUCAAGGCGCCCCUGCCUCCCGACCCCCUCCCGACCGACCCGGAGCCGACUCCUGCGGCGCAGGCGGACUACGACCGUCGUGUCUUGGCAAGGGACGUGUGGGACUCUCGCGACGCUGCCACUGCUCUUGCGCUGACGGAGCUCCUCCCACCGACUGAGGCCGUCCACUUUACCCAGGUGGAUACUGCGCAGGGGAUUUGGGAUGCUGUUGUUGCGAACUAUUCCACCCCUUCCUCUGCCUCCCUCAGUCGCCUCCUCAUGCCGUUCGUGUUUCCCGACCUUGGCUCGUUUUCGACUCUUCUUGUUGCUCCCCCCCCCCCAUGUGGCUCACUGUGCACUGGUUAG